UGCGGUUCAGUGAUUUGUUAUUUACUUCCGGCACGUGGAAAUGACAGAUGGGCACUGUUCGUUUUUCUUAGAAAAGAAAAGAAGAUUUUGCAGAUUUAAACCAAAUUCAGGACAGAAAUAUUGUGCAGAACACACGGGUCUUCUUGGUAUACCAUCUGACAGAAAAAGAAUCAUAUGUCCCGUAGACUCAAAGCAUACCUGCUAUGAAGAUCAGCUGUCAAAGCAUUUAAAGAAAUGUAGAAAGCAACUAGGAGUUUUACCUGCUUAUCAUUGUCCAGGAAUAAAUUCUGGUGAAACAGAUGAAGCAGAUCUUGAUGCCAAGUUUUCACUGCUUGACAUACCAACAGAUGAUCUGAAACAGUUGAUUAUAAAGAUCAACAAGCUUUAUGAUGAACAUAUAAAGAUUCCAUCAGAGAUUUUGUCUCACACCUGUCUGGAGGAAGAACUCUGUAACAGUUCUUAUGGGAUUCCUGCUAUCAGGCAUAGAAAACAACAGGCCUCUUUAAUUGGACAUUUGGAUAAAAUGGGGUUGAUUAAAGAUGCUAUGACUUUUGUUGAACUUGGAGCAGGCAAAGGUAUGCUGUCUCAUUGGGUACAAAAAGCUGGGGAGGUGAAUGACAACUGUAACUAUAUAUUGGUUGACAGGGGUACCUGUAGAUACAAGGCUGACAAUUUCCAUAAGUGGGACGAUAAAGGACCAAAGUUUGAGAGGAUCAGAAUUGACAUUGAGCAUCUUCAUCUAGGUAAAGUAAAUACUAUAUCAGGAAGUGGUAAUCCUGUCGUUGCUGUUGGUAAACACUUAUGUGGCAGUGCUACAGAUUUGGCAGUUCGUUGUGUAACUCAUACAUUAACAACAGAAGUAGAUGGUGAUGAACCUGUAGAAAAGAAGUCAAAAAAUGAUAAAUGCAAAAAGUUAGGAGGACUAUCCAUAGCUUUAUGUUGUCAUCAUCGUUGUCAAUGGAAACCAUAUGUUGGCAAGGCUUUCUUUCAAAAAAACAGUUUGUCGAUCAGAGACUUUAGAAUUUUAUGUAAAUUAAGUAGUUGGACAGCAGCAACAUGGACUGGCUGGAAAUCUGUUGAUGAAAUGAACAAAUCUCAGGGUAUAUCAACUGACUGUUCAAAACUGUCAGUUGAAAAGACCAAAUUGCAUCAGGAAGCAGUAUCAAGCAUUGUUUCUGACAACAGUCAACAAGAAGAAAAGACACUAGCCUAUUCUGACAAUUUGAAAAGUAAAGAAAAAGACAAUUCACCAUUGGAUGGAAAUGUGAACACAGCUGAUACAGAAUCUUCAGAUUCUGAGACAGAAGAUAGAUCCAAUAACUUAGAACAGAUGUCCUUUAAAAGACCAGAAUUGAAUUUAUCAACCAAACAGAGAGAAGAAAUUGGGAGAAAGUGUAAAAGACUUAUUGACUAUGGAAGAGUAGAGUAUUUAAAGGAGAAAGGACUUAAUUGUGAUAUGAAAGUUUAUAUUGAAGAACAGUUAACGCCAGAAAAUGUAGCAAUAUUUGCUAAGCCAAGUUGAUCCUAUGUACAAUUAUGUAUAUGAAAAUAAGAUUAAAUUCAGCACAAAACAAUCAGGGAAGCCUAGAAUUAAUGAAAAAGUAAAGAAAAUGAACAAGAUAUUAACUCACUUGCAACUAAAUAAUUUUAACAAUGAAUUAUUUUCUUUUGAAAACAAUAUUAAACUAAUUAAAUAAAAUAUGUAUAUAAGUUUA
Mytilus californianus (California mussel) is the source of this 1715-nucleotide messenger RNA. Its product is annotated as tRNA:m(4)X modification enzyme TRM13 homolog. Lineage: Eukaryota; Metazoa; Mollusca; Bivalvia; Mytilida; Mytilidae. Gene Ontology annotation, biological process: tRNA methylation. The transcript has 13 exons. The record is from RefSeq and is a predicted model, not a curated record. The coding region runs from base 41 to 1522 and encodes 493 amino acids.